CAUGCCAACGGGGUUGUUAGUGCAUGCGUCGAACGAGCACGUUUCGUAGGAAUCGUUCGCUCGCUCGCUGUGGUGCGAGAUUUCUCUCGGGAGUCUGUGGAGAGCCAGAUGUCCCAAGUCCCACUGCUGUAACCCGGGAUCCGCCAUUCCUUCCGUUUGUACCAAAGUGAAGUAAACGAGUUACUUGACUGCCUUGCCUAGUGAUUAUAGUUAACUGUGCGAUUGGAAUUGAGAGAAUAGCAAGUGAUAAAAUGUGAUUUGUUUGCGAUUGGAGUUGAUAGCACGCUGUAUGCCACGCUAGCAGGAAAUGGGUACCGCGUUCACCGUUCAAUGACGACGCUGUUGUCGACGACCGUGGCGAGCCAUACUUUCACAUUUCGUCGAUCCGCUACGCUGCUGGCGGAAAGUGAAAACCUGUAGCGACCAUCGCCCGGAAGAACCCGGUUGCUGUAUUGCUCUACCGAUGGCGAAGUCUGGUUCAAAGUUCUUACGUAAUAGCCCGCGAUGGUCCACGCUUUGUCCCGUGCUGCUGUACGUCCUGUUCAUCCUGUGUAUCCUGCUGUUGGUGUUUUCGUCGCAGCAAAGCAAAGGUUCAACCGCAAAGUAUAAGCCGCCCAUUCGCGUGGACGAAGGUGACGCUCCAUCACCCUUAGUAUACAGAAAGUUAGAAGAAAGCGUAGUGAAUGAACUAACCACCGCCUUUACGAGGGCUGAUACCAAUGCGGACAAGUUUCUAACCGUCCAGGAGCUGGCAAAGUAUAUCAACUUCAAAAUCCGAGAGCACAUCGACGAUGCCAUCCGUACGAAUCCGACCAUGUUCGUCGAGAUCGAUCACGAUCCGAGAGAUGGGUUGGUCAGCUGGGAGGAAUACCAGAUGUACUGGAUGCGCGAGAAGGGCAUCGACGGUGAUAGCCACAUGAAGAAGAGCGUCUUCGAUAAGCUAGAUCGCCGGGUGAAAGAAUCGAUCGCACGUGACAAAGCACUGUGGAUGGAAGCGGCCCGUACCGAUCCACUAAGUCUCACGCUGGAUGAAUUCCUUUCGUUCCGUCACCCGGAGUCCAGCACCGUCAAUCUGCUCAACCUGGUCGACGAUAUCCUGCGCCAGUUCGAUGUGGACGGAGAUGACCACCUGACGGUGGAAGAAUUUUCCGACGUCCAGACGACGGAUCUGGGCGAAGGGAAAAAGUUCAUUUUGUCACAAAAUGUGCGCGAAAGGAAGGAGGAAUUCACGAAGGUGAUCGACCGGAACCGGGACGGCAAAGCGGACCGCGGGGAGCUACUGUCCUACGUUGAUCCGCGGCAUCCACGGUACGCCAUACAGGAGGCAUCGACGCUGUUCUCGCUCGCCGAUGCCAAUAACGAUAAGAAGCUCUCUAUGAACGAGAUACUGGCCAAAUCUGCAAUAUUCAUGUCAUCCAAAAUGGUGCAUACGGGAGAGAGUUUCCAUGAUGAAUUUUAAAGUAAUGUUUUUAGAGUAAAACAACAGCAAGGAUUUGUAAGGAUGACAAUCAUCCAAAAAGUGAUGCAUAUCUGUGAA
Molecule: messenger RNA, 1537 nt
Organism: Anopheles aquasalis
Lineage: Eukaryota; Metazoa; Arthropoda; Insecta; Diptera; Culicidae
Gene: myd
Product: stromal cell derived factor mayday
Biological process (GO): calcium-ion regulated exocytosis
Cellular component (GO): endoplasmic reticulum
Molecular function (GO): calcium ion binding
Source: RefSeq, a predicted model, not a curated record